This is a messenger RNA of Polistes canadensis, 1134 nucleotides long. RefSeq names its product lipase member H-B-like. Gene Ontology annotation, biological process: lipid metabolic process. Bases 1 to 1134 code for a protein of 377 amino acids. Lineage: Eukaryota; Metazoa; Arthropoda; Insecta; Hymenoptera; Vespidae. Gene Ontology annotation, molecular function: lipase activity. The transcript has 2 exons. The record is from RefSeq and is a predicted model, not a curated record.
AUGAAUUUAUUAAUAAGAUCGUUUAAGUUGCGAUUUAUCGCAAUAAUAGGAUUUAUUUUUAUUGGAAUUAUAUCGUUAGAAGCUAAACGACCAAGCGGACCAAUAGAAGAAGCAAUACAAAACGGUGAAUUGAAUAAUUAUAUAAAAGAAAAUUGUACUUGGAGACAUGGACACGAUAGAGAUUCUUGCCCGGAUCCGGAAAUUCGUGUUUAUUUGUAUACCCCAGGAAAUCCUAGAAGAGAACUCGAUUCAAGGGAAUCCGAUUGGCUUAGACACGAUUACGAACCUACAAGGGAAAAUAUUAUUCUUAUUCACGGAUAUGCAGGUGGCGAUAAUACAUUACCAAUCUCAGUGUUACGAGAUGCCUAUUUGAGGAACGGUAGUUACAAUAUUUUCUUAGUAGAUUGGGGAGCAUUAUCUGCAGCUCCCUGUUAUCCAGCAGCAGUAUCUAAUCUUCGUCCAGUAGCUCGUUGUUUAUCGAGAACACUGACGAUUUUAAGAAAUCUUGGUUUACCAAUUCAACGGACAACCUGCGUGGGACAUUCUUUAGGAGCUCAUAUAUGUGGUAUCAUGGCUAAUUAUCUUCUCUUUCGAAUGAAUCGAAUUAUUGGCUUGGACCCAGCCAAACCACUGAUUCGUUCAGGCCUAGUAAAUAAAUUGGACAGCGGUGAUGCCGAUUUCGUUGCAAUUAUACACACAAAUGCCGGUUUUUACGGUGAAUCUAAUCGUUUGGGUCACGCUGAUUUCUGUGUUAACGGUGGCAAAAUUCAACCCUUUUGCGAGGGUAAAGAAAACGAUAACCUUUGCAGUCAUGUUUGGUCCGUUUGUUUUAUGGCACAUAGUAUUGACAAUGAUGGUAGAAAUAUAAUAGCAGAAUCAUGCUCGCGUAGAUGUCCUUUUGGUCCGAAAAUUGCACAAAAAGCUGGCGUUUAUGUUACUAUGGGACAACAUACACCUAACGAUGUUAGAGGAUCGUUUUGUUUCAAUAAUUCAUUACAACCUUAUUGUCCAAAAUAUCAAAAUGGUCAUGGGGAUGAUAGAUGUUGUUUACCGCCGAAAAACUCUGAUAUUUCGUUUAAAAAGAAAAAUAAGAUCUCUGUUAAAUCACAAAAGGAUCCUGAUCGUUCAAAUUGA